AUCCUGGCAUAUGCUGAUGGUGUAGUAGCAGAAUGCUGGAUGAUCUCUAAGUAUCAGAAGCUAAUCAAAGCUUUGAGCAAGAGAAGAUUAACUUCUGGUAGGAGAUCAACGUAAGAAUUUCAAUAGUAUGGUGACAGAAUUAGCGGCCUAAAGAUACUGGUAACAGGAUCAAACAACCAUCCUGUGUUUGCCCCAAUAAAUGCGAGCAGGAUUUUCUACAGGAAAACAUUUAAUUUUGCAGAUGUUCGGCUUUCAACGAUGCAAUCCCGUCCUGACCAACAGUGUUAUUCAAUAUCAACAGAAAAUCAACAAACGUGUGCGGUUCGGCCGGAGUAAAUCACUGAAAAGCAAUAACUUGCUAUGGCUAACUUAGCGGCAGCAUUUACUGGUAUUUUUACCAAAACAAGAGCGGUGGCACUACUGCAAUACACCACAGUUCGGUUCCGACGAAAACCACGCUGGCUCGGUACAGCCAAAAGCAAACUGUUCCGUGUACCGGAACGCAAGAAACAGAUCGAGGAAGAGAUUGAAGAGCUAAAGCGAUUGCACAAUAACUAUCGCACGCAGAUGAAGGCGGUUCGCAACUUUCUGCGUGACGAGGUGGAAGCAUACAAGCUAGUGUCUCGUGCCGGUCUAGUGCUACAAACGCCGGAACAGGAGGAAGCCGAAUGGCAAGAAGCGUUGCGCAGAAACGAAGAGUGGAACCAACAGACGGCUGCCAAACGCGAGGAACGUCUCACGGCGGAACGUGCGGCUCGUAAGGAAUAUAUACUGGAGAGGCUAGUGCUGAAGGAGCAAAGGGAGGCAGAUAAAAAGGAGCAGAUCGAAGCGCAGGUGCGCGUCGAGAAAGAACAGUCGAAAACGUUCAUCACGCGCGACAACAUCGAUAAGGCGAUUGAGCUGGCACUGGUACAGCCAACCUCCUUCAACUUUGCACUAGAUCGCGACGGAAAUCUGCACCGGGCGGCCGAUUCUGGUCCGAAAGAAAGCAAUCCACAGAGCUAGAUAUCCACCCGGGACUAGGAUCACCGUUUAUUUCAUGUAGAAUUCUUGAAUAAAUAUUCCCAAUCCGGGGACGCGUUCAGCUUAGCGUUGAUAGUGCCGAUGUUAAUGAUGUUA
Molecule: messenger RNA, 1119 nt
Organism: Anopheles stephensi (Asian malaria mosquito)
Lineage: Eukaryota; Metazoa; Arthropoda; Insecta; Diptera; Culicidae
Gene: mRpS26
Product: probable 28S ribosomal protein S26, mitochondrial
Exons: 2
Coding region: 361-1005 (214 amino acids)
Cellular component (GO): mitochondrial small ribosomal subunit
Source: RefSeq, a predicted model, not a curated record